AUGGAGCCCCCCACAGCCCCCCCGCAUAGAGGACGCAUCCCCUGGCAGGGGCUCCUGCUCACAGUCUCACUUUUAACCUCCUGGAACCCACCCGCCACUGGCCAAGUCACUAUGGAAUCUGUGCCGCUCAGUGUUGUGGAGGGGAAGGACGUUCUUCUACUCGUCCACAAUAUGCCGCAGGAUACUAUAGGCUACAGGUGGUACAAAGGGCAUCAGACAGACCGCAACCGCACAAUACUAACGUAUAUGAUAAAUGCUACAACUAUUUUGAUUGGGCCUGAACACACUGAUCGAGAGACAAUAUACUCCAAUGGAUCCCUGCUGUUCCACAAUGUCACCCAGGAGGACAAAGGAUACUACACCCUACACCUUAUAAGCAAAAAUCCUCUAAGUAAAGCAGUAACUGGACAGUUCCACGUGUACCCCGAGUUACCCAAACCCUCCGUCGCAAGCAACAACUCCAGCCCCGUGGAGGAUGAGGACUCUGUAGCCUUAACCUGCGAACCUGAGACUCAGGACACAACCUACCUGUGGUGGAUAAACGGUCACAGGCUCAAAGACAAUGACAGGGUAGUGAUGUCCCCGGACAACAGGACCCUCAUUUUACUCAAUAUCUCAAGGAAUGACACAGGACCCUAUCAGUGUGGAAACUGGAACCCAGUGAGUGCCAGCUGCAGUGACCCAGUCACCCUGAAUGUGCUCUAUGGCCCCGACGUCCCCACUAUUUCCCCCUCAGACUCCUAUUACCAACCAGGUGCAAACCUCAACCUCUCCUGCCACGCGGCCUCUAACCCUGCUGCACAGUAUUCCUGGCUUAUCAAUGGGAGUCUCCAGCAAACCACACAAGAGCUCUUCAUCCCCAACGUCACUGUGAAUAACAGCGGAUCCUAUGCCUGUGUGGCCCACAACUCUGCCACUGGCCACAAAAGGACCACAGUGAAGACUAUCACAGUCAAGAUUCUCGUACUUUCCAGUGGUUCAUCACAAGGAAAUUCUCCGGGCCUGUCCGUUGGAGCCAUUGUUGGCAUUGUGAUUGGAGUCCUGGCUGUGGUGGCACUGAUAGCAGCCCUGGUGUAUUUUCUGUACUUCAAAAAGAAUGGUCUCUUCUUCCCUGGUCUUCAUGGUCCCUGA
Messenger RNA from Propithecus coquereli (Coquerel's sifaka), 1131 nucleotides. RefSeq names its product carcinoembryonic antigen-related cell adhesion molecule 8-like. Gene Ontology annotation, biological process: regulation of immune system process; signal transduction. Gene Ontology annotation, molecular function: protein tyrosine kinase binding. Lineage: Eukaryota; Metazoa; Chordata; Mammalia; Primates; Indriidae. Gene Ontology annotation, cellular component: cell surface; plasma membrane. Bases 1 to 1131 code for a protein of 376 amino acids. The transcript is spliced from 6 exons. The record is from RefSeq and is a predicted model, not a curated record.